CCUCCUCCUCCCUGCACCUCGCCAGGCCUGGAGCUGCAGGAGGACGGGGCGCAGUUAGUUUCCCGAGUGCCCGGCCCCGCUCUCGCGGCUGCAGAAGCUGCGCCCUGGGGGCGGGGUGGGAGCGCAGAAGGGCCGGGGGCGAAGGGGCAGCGCGAGCCCCGGCCCCGCGGCGCGGCUUCAAGUUUCCACCAGCGAGCGGUUGUGCAACAGCCAGAAGAGCAGGAGCCGAGCGCGCCUCGGAAAACAAGCCGAGCCUAUAAACAAAGCCACGUGGCCUCCGGGCCGGGGGGGCCGGGCUAAGAGCAGGCGCCUCUUCCGGCAACAAAGAGCCGCGGCCAGCGGCCCGCGAUAAAUACGGCGGCCGGGACAGCAGCGCAGCACUCCAGCGAGCCCCGCGCGCCCGGCGACCCUCCACAGCGCCCCCCGCGAGCUUAGGUACCCCGCUCCGCACCCCCGAUCCCGCAGCCCUCCACUCGGGUUCCCUGCAGCCGCUCCCUCACCGGCCCCGGCACCCCGAGCAUCCGCCCAGGGCGGCGCGUCCCCGAGGCCGCCGGGCCAGUCCCGUCCAGCAGUCCGUCGCGUCCGUUGGCAGUGCCAUGCCAUUCCUCGGGCAGGACUGGCGGUCCCCCGGGCAGAGCUGGGUGAAGACGGCCGAUGGCUGGAAGCGCUUCCUGGAUGAAAAGAGCGGCAGCUUCGUGAGCGACCUCAGCAGUUACUGCAGCAAGGAAGUAUACAAUAAGGAGAAUCUUUUCAACAGCCUGAACUAUGAUGUUGCAGCCAAGAAGAGAAAGAAGGACAUGCUGAAUAGCAAAACCAAAACUCAAUAUUUCCACCAAGAGAAAUGGAUCUAUGUUCACAAAGGAAGUACUAAAGAGCGCCAUGGAUAUUGCACUCUGGGGGAAGCCUUCAACAGGCUGGACUUCUCGACUGCCAUUCUGGAUUCCAGAAGAUUUAACUACGUCGUACGGCUGUUGGAACUGAUAGCAAAGUCACAGCUCACAUCCCUGAGUGGCAUUGCCCAAAAGAACUUCAUGAACAUUUUGGAAAAAGUGGUACUGAAAGUCCUGGAAGACCAACAAAACAUUAGACUAAUAAGGGAACUACUCCAGACCCUCUACACGUCCUUAUGUACACUGGUCCAAAGAGUCGGCAAGUCUGUGCUGGUCGGGAACAUUAACAUGUGGGUGUAUCGAAUGGAGACAAUUCUACACUGGCAGCAGCAGCUGAACAACAUCCAAAUCACCAGGCCUGCCUUCAAAGGCCUCACCUUCACUGACCUGCCUUUGUGCUUACAACUGAACAUCAUGCAAAGGCUGAGCGACGGGCGAGACCUGGUCAGCCUGGGCCAGGCAGCCCCUGACCUGCAUGUGCUCAGCGAGGACCGGCUCUUAUGGAAGAAGCUCUGCCAGUACCACUUCUCCGAGCGGCAGAUCCGCAAGCGAUUAAUUCUGUCAGAUAAAGGACAGCUGGAUUGGAAGAAGAUGUAUUUUAAACUUGUGCGCUGUUACCCACGGAAAGAGCAGUAUGGAGACACCCUUCAGCUUUGCAGACACUGCCAUAUUCUUUCCUGGAAGGGCACCGAUCACCCGUGCACAGCCAAUAACCCAGAGAGCUGCUCCGUUUCACUUUCACCCCAGGACUUUAUCAACUUGUUCAAGUUCUGAAUGCCAGCACAUGACAACACUUCAGAAGGGUCCCCCUGCUGAUUGGAUGGUUGGAAAUACAGAGUUUGGACGCUUCAUUUGUAAAUAGUGUACAUUUUAGACAUUGGCUCAAAACUUCUGAGAUAAGCCAUUGAGAGGACGUUGGAGGGGAGAGAUGCAGUUGCUGGCUGGGAAUUUAAGCAUAUGGACUUCUCACUAGAAUUGGUAUGGAAAAGCAGAAAUACUGUAAAUAAACUAUUUUUCCCAAUGAUUUGCCAGCAA
This is a messenger RNA of Kogia breviceps (pygmy sperm whale), 1925 nucleotides long. It is a transcript of the gene FBXO32, whose product is annotated as F-box protein 32. Lineage: Eukaryota; Metazoa; Chordata; Mammalia; Artiodactyla; Physeteridae. Gene Ontology annotation, biological process: protein ubiquitination. The record is from RefSeq and is a predicted model, not a curated record. Gene Ontology annotation, cellular component: nucleus; cytoplasm; SCF ubiquitin ligase complex. Gene Ontology annotation, molecular function: protein binding.